UAUCAUAUAUCCAUAAUGGGUGAGACAAAUUUUGUCUACCCCGUAUAGUAUUCAGCACUCAAUACAGCACUGUACUCUCGUGGUGAGUGGCUUAAAUUAUCAAAAAUACGAAGUAGAUAGAGAGGCAGGGGAAGGGAGAACGAAAGAGAUGAGCUGGUGUUGUAAUCUUUCUCCUCCAAGAAGUCGGCUUCUAGUGGGGGAUUACUCUUUACAAUUAAAGAAUCUUGAUCUUAAGCUUCUUUCUCUGCGAAAUAAGCAGAAGAGGAGGCAAUUCCAAAGGGCUUCAAAACUCGUGGCUUACUAUGGAUUGAAGACACCUCCUUAUCCACUCGAUGCCCUAGAACCGUAUAUGAGCCGAAAGACACUAGAGAUACACUGGGGAGAACAUCACCGAGCCUAUGUGGAAGGAUUGAACAAACAACUAGCAAAGGAUGAUAUCUUAUAUGGGUAUACAAUGGAUGAACUUGUCAAAGUAACUUAUAACAAUGGAAACCCCUUUCCCGAAUUCAACAAUGCCGCUCAGGUAUUUGUCUGGAAUCAUGACUUCUUUUGGGAAUCCAUGCAACCAGCAGGAGGGGAGAUGCCCGAACUUGGGGUGCUCCAGCAGAUUGAGAAGGAUUUUGGUUCCUUCACAAAUUUCAAAGAGAAGUUUAUAGAAGAAGCUCUUACACUAUUUGGCUCUGGUUGGAUUUGGCUUGUCUUGAAGAGAGAAGAGAGACAACUUGCUAUAAUUAAAACAUCAAAUGCCAACAAUCCGCUUGUAUGGGAUGAUAUUCCAAUCAUCUGUUUAGAUAUGUGGGAGCAUGCUUAUUAUCUGGAUUAUAAGAAUGACAGGGGGAAGUAUGUGAAUGCAUUCAUGAAUCACCUGAUCUCUUGGAACGCAGUGAUGGCACGCAUGGCUCGUGCAGAGGCUUUUGUUAAUUUAGGUGAGCCAAAAAUUCCGGUUGCUUGAACUUUUGGUGCCAAACGUCUAUGAUUAAAUGGUAAGAGCGGAACCUAGAUAGAACGCGGAGCGCCGGCUCCCGACCGCUGAUAAUUCAUCCUUUGAGGACCAUUAUAGAGGAAGAUGCAGUCGUGUAAAAUGUGCUAUUUCUUUCAUGUUUCCUCUAGUUUAAUUCUUAUCUCAUUGUGAUAGAAACAGGUGAGUUUGGAUUAGGGACUGCCGGAGUAUCAGGUAUUUUUGGAAGAGUAAGAGGUAGUUUUGUAGAAUCUCAUUGUACUAGUUAGUCUGCCCACGUUUAAAGAAAUCAGUAUUGCUUUUUGGGUUA
Messenger RNA from Ricinus communis (castor bean), 1268 nucleotides. Its product is annotated as superoxide dismutase [Fe] 3, chloroplastic. The coding region runs from base 149 to 952 and encodes 267 amino acids. Gene Ontology annotation, cellular component: chloroplast nucleoid. NCBI's taxonomy places the organism in Eukaryota, Viridiplantae, Streptophyta, Magnoliopsida, Malpighiales, Euphorbiaceae. Gene Ontology annotation, molecular function: metal ion binding; superoxide dismutase activity. The transcript has 8 exons. The record is from RefSeq and is a predicted model, not a curated record. Gene Ontology annotation, biological process: superoxide metabolic process.